AUGUCGCUGUUCAAUGUUAAUUUCUAUGAGGAAAUUUUCAAAAACGCCUUCACAGAUCACUGGUACUUUAGUCAUAUCCUAGGUGAGCAGGCUAAUGUCAUUUUGACAGUAGCGCCCACGAACUGGACGCCAGAUGUUUAUGGAACAAGGAUUACACUUCGAGAGCAACAGAAAAAUUAUGUACCAUGGGUAAGUAGUACAGAUAGCAUUUGAGGAUCGAUGCAUUUCUUCAUAAAGACGCAGUUGUGAAAAGAAAGGAUAAAAACCAAAGCACCAUAAGGGCUAACGCUAUACUGGAGAAUCUUUUGACAGAUACAUAUAUUUGGAAGCACCGUCUCAGAAUUAGUCCUGUGCCCUUCUCCCUUAGCCAUUGGUUAAUUAUUGGCAUACUGCAAGUUUGCAGUUUAACAAACCAUUAAACAUUUUCCUAAAAAUACUUGCUUAUUGACAAUCUGGGUUAAAAUAAAUAUACA
Acanthoscelides obtectus is the source of this 473-nucleotide messenger RNA. Lineage: Eukaryota; Metazoa; Arthropoda; Insecta; Coleoptera; Chrysomelidae. The record is from the annotation of a GenBank genome assembly.